AAAUCUAAAGAAGAUUAAGUUAACGGCCAUUCAUAAGAGGAUGUUCGCGAGAUUGACUUCCUUAACAGAUCUUUUCGACAGACAAAUGUGCACGAGUUUUCGAGAAAGUUACGUGCGCCAUUCUUCUUCGUCUUGAUCGCUAUGGUGCAUGCGUGGUUUGUCCUCGAGGUUACGACUGUGUAAACGGCACAGUGACUCUAAGCAGUGGAUUUUAUUGGAGGUGGUCAGAUGAUCAUACCAAACAAAUGUACACUGCAUUCAAAGACAAUCUACAGAUAACUGAUGAUUCCUUCAACUCGAGUUUAACAAAAUGCUCGACUUUGUUACCUGCUUCGUACGCGGGCCAGUUGCAGAAUCGUACUUGGGAAGCCUGGAUUCUACUUGUUCCCAGGGCUAUGAAGGUCCUCUCUGUGGCGUGUGCGCUCAAGGGUAUUUUAAAUUGUUCACCAAAUGCCAAAGAUGCCCAUCUCUGCUUUGGAUUGCUGUUCAAUUGGUCAUCGUAUUUGCCCUUGUUUCCCUUGUGGCAUUUCUUACUUUAAGAGACAGAAAGAAAGAACACGCUCAGAGAUAUGUGGCAGAUAUUCUGUUAGCAAGGCUCAAAAUAGUUGUCAGCUUCUAUCAAGUAACGUCUGGAACAUUGAACGCAUUCUCAUACGUCAAGUAGCCUGAAUCGGUGAUAACUGUCGGCAACUACGCGGGGAUGUUACAACUUAACCUUUUUUCAAAUCGUUCCCAUCCACUGCCUUAACAGCGCAAUGAAAAUCGACUCUUAUACCACUUUGCUUAUGUUGGUCGCCCUCAGCUUUGCCUCGGUAGCAAUUCCAGUAGCUUACUAUCAGGGAAAAAGGUUUCUUCAGUAUCGAAGUGGUAAGAUGUCGGUUCGCAAACAGCGUCGUGCCAUAGAUCUAACAAAGGAACGUUGCUACCGAACUGCAUUCCUACUGCUCUUCAUUACAUACCCAGCAACUUGUGCCCAUAUCUUCACCAUGCUGCCUCAGGCGUGCCAAGAGAUUUGCAGCGAGAACAAAAGCAGUGGAUGCGAGGCCUUUUUGAAAGCGGUUCUUUCCGUCAAGUGCCAUGAUGACGAGUAUAAUCGGUUUGUUGGAUUUUCAUACGUUCUCGCGGUGUACCCAGCCGCAUUUCCACUCGUCACUCUCCUUAUCCUAUGGAAAUGUCUCUCCAAGUCAAGAAAAGGUAACAGUGAAAAAGAACCAGAUCCAUUAGCCAGAGGACUUCGAUUCUUCUAUGAAAACUAUUCGGACAACUGUUGGUUCUGGGAGAUUGUUGAAUUGGCCCGCAAGGUAUUACUCACCUCAGCGCUUUUACUGACAGACGCACAGAGUCGUACCUACAUUGGUUCCGCGGCAAUCAUCUCUGGCCUUUACACAGUGUUGUUUGCCUGCUACAAACCAAUAACGGACUCCUUUGAGCAUUGGCUUCAACUGAUCUCCCUCAUGGCAAGCUCUGUUAAUUUCUCGGUGGGCAUGUUGCUCAAGAUUCCAAACGAGGCUAUCUCCUCAGCAGCUAAUAAAGAAGUAGACUAUGUAAUGCUCAGCGUUCUGCUCGUGGCAGCCAACACACUAGUUAUCGCCGUAACAGCAGUGCAGUACUUUGUGACCCUUGGUCGAAAGUUCUGGACGCUGCGUCGAAAUCCUCACUGCAGUGCAGACUGCUGUCUGUCGCUUGUACUAACACUGCAGGAGGUGGGAGAUGUGGCUACGUCUUCUCAACAACCACAACUCCAACAAGAAACCUUCAGCGAGGAUUUGAAUGCUUCGGGAUUGGUAACGGCUGCUGCUGAAAGAGAGGAAGUAACGGACAAACCCGCAGCACAGGAUGAUGACGCUAAAGGUGGUCACGCCAGGCGGAAAGUGAAAUAAAUGAAACGGAAAAUAUAUUACCCAAAGAUCAUGCUGAAUAACCACAUACAACUAACAAACGCUUACCGCUUGUAGACAUUAUAUUAAAGAAUAGCUGAUGGAUAUAGACUGAAGCAGUCUCUUCUCAGAUCCUGUGUGAGAGAGGACUGGAGACCGACCGGAGAAGGAAUUUUAUUACAUGUACAUUUACUCCUUCCGUCCACGAUUUUGUCCGCUCCAUUUUUCCAACAUUCUUGCGCUUGAGGACAACUAAGGAAAACGAGACUUUUCGCAGACUUUGCACUGAUCUAUUAAAGAGCCUCUUUCCUUUAAUUUUCAUCUUGUGAUAAGAUAUAAUUUGAUUUUCCACAAUCUCAUGCAUGUACUUUUGUAACGGUUUACGAUCGCUUGUUUAGUAGUCGUUUAGACUUUCUUUGCACUAACGGAAUUGGUUGUCGGUCUCCAUGUACAGCUGUGGGUGAGUUUAAAAGCAUUAAAUAAGUUGACUCAAUAAUUGAGUGGUAGGACAAGUCAGUCUAAAACGUUGUACAGUAAUCUCUUCGCGAGAGUGAAUGAUUAUAGAGCCUUGCCUGGAAUAAUAAUAAUAAUAAUAAUAAUAAUAAUAAUAAUAAUAAUAAUAAUCACUUCAUUUAAGUGUCCAUGUAUUUAACACUAAUGUGCUAAUUGGGGACACUUUUAAAUAAAUAAACAAAUAUUUCAAAUAUAACAUAAACUAGGAAUGACUAGGAAGUAGGUCGGAUCCUUCCAAACAGGAAUAGAUAUUAGUGACAUAGAACGAAAAAUGGGUUUAUUCUAUAGAAAAUUCGUGGAUACGAUUUUUUACCCGAACGAGUGAGCGCAGCGAACGAGAAAGCUUUCUGAUACACCUCAACAGUGCUUACAUAUUAUGUGCUACAAACAGGCAUUAAACUAACUAAAACAAUUCGAAUCAAGCUCAAACAACCACAACAUCAAAACACUGAGAGAGCUCUCACGGCCAAGCACACUGGGCCCAAGGAACAAGGUUACUGAGCUACAUGCAGAAACAAAUUGACAAAUGUUGAAACUUUAUUUAAAAAAAAAAAAAA
Molecule: messenger RNA, 2947 nt
Organism: Orbicella faveolata
Lineage: Eukaryota; Metazoa; Cnidaria; Anthozoa; Scleractinia; Merulinidae
Source: RefSeq, a predicted model, not a curated record